Molecule: messenger RNA, 2168 nt
Organism: Durio zibethinus
Lineage: Eukaryota; Viridiplantae; Streptophyta; Magnoliopsida; Malvales; Malvaceae
Source: RefSeq, a predicted model, not a curated record
AAAAGAUAUCUUCCACAACAGAUUCCUCAUAGACCUUAUUAUAUCUUUCCCCAACAAAUUGUAAUACAACCAGUAAUGCAGUCUCCUCAAAACUUUUCUUAAUUUGUACCGGAUCCAAAUAAAUGAACUCCUAUUUCUUAUUCUGAAAUUGUUCGAUCAACAGAAACCCUGUUGAAAGAUACAAAAACGAUCGAAAGUUGGCAGUAAAGAAGGGAGAGUGAAGCAGACGCAGAGCAAGGAGAGAAGGAUGGAGUGAUGCAGGCAAAGGUGCGGUUUUAUUGGUAAACUAAAAUCCCAAGUCUGAACGCAAUAAUAAAAAACCUGAUGUUUUUUUUAAAACUCAAAAACGAAAAUUGACCCGUACUGAUACGCUCACCUUCCUCCAUUAAAGAUCCUUUCCCUGAAGGACACUUCUCUGUGUUACUCUUAGCGCCUUCAUUUCUUUCUAAGCAGCGCAGCAGACUCUCACUUUAUAGGAAAAGAAAAAAAAUGCAGAGCUUCAAAGCUGCAGCUCCUACAAACCCAUACAUGUUUCGCCACUCUUCUUUUUUUUCUCAGGUAUAUUUACUUACAGGAGACGAUUGUAAUAGCCGUCACCAGACGCGUUUCUCGGAUCUUGGUGAGCUUGAUCAUCCCGCUGCUGCUUUUCAUCGCGAUUAUGCUGUCGAUUUGAGCCCAAGCUCCAUUUUUACUUUAAAAUCCAGCAAUGUUGCUGUUGUUGCUAAUAGCUUGCACUUUGGCGCCUUGAACACCAUUGGGUUAACAGAGAUAGUUUCAACUGGAACGGGGUGCUUGGACACAGGACAUUUCAUGUAUGAGAAGGGGACAACAUUUGGUGCCUCGUUGGGAAGUGGGCAUAUAGAAAACUGGGGUAACUCUGGCCUUGCUGAUAAUAGCCAACAGACUGACACCUCUACCGAUGUUGGCACCGAUGAUAAAAACCAGCUUCAUGGAGUUCAACGUGGAGCUAUUAUUACGGUGGAUUCUGUGGAUCAAUCCAAGUCAAAAACUUGUGACCAAAAGACACUUCGCAGGCUGGCUCAGUAUCGAGAAGCUGCAAGGAAGAGUAGGUUGAGGAAAAAGGUAUAUGUCCAGCAGCUUGAGAAUAGUCGACUUAAGCUCAUGCAACUAGAGCAAGAGCUUCAAAGAGCACGACAGCAGGGUAUUUUUAUUGCAUCUGGAAUUUCUGGGGAGCAUGGCCAUUCAGUUACUGGAAAUGGGGCCUUGGCCUUUGACAUGGACUAUGCUCGCUGGCUUGAUGAACAUCAACUACUGAUAAAUGACCUAAGAUCAGCUGUAAAUUCUCAUAUGGGAGAGAAUGAAUUGCAUAUUCUUGUUGAGGGUGUCAUGGCACAUUAUGAUGAGGUUUUCAGGCUAAAAAGCAUUGGUGCUAAGGCAGAUGUAUUUCACAUGCUUUCUGGCCUGUGGAAAACACCUGCAGAGAGGUGUUUCAUGUGGUUGGGAGGAUUUCGCUCUUCUGAACUGAUCAAGAUCCUUAAAAAUCACCUUGAUCCUUUGACAGACCAGCAAUUAAUGGGCAUAUGUAAUCUGCAGCAAUCCUCCCAACAGGCUGAAGAUGACUUGUCACAAGGAAUGGAAGCUUUGCAACAAUCUCUAGUAGACACCCUUUCAUCUGCAUGUUUAGGUCCUACUGGUUCUGGAAAUGUUGCUGACUCCAUGGGCCAUAUGGCAAUUGCAAUGAGCAAGCUUGCCAUAUUGGAGAACUUCCUUCACCAGGCUGACCUUUUGAGACAGCAAACUCCGCAGCAAAUGCAUCGAAUUUUGACCACUCUUCAAGCAGCACGGGCCCUGCUAGCUAUUAGUGAUUACACUUCUUGGCUCCGGGCACUUAGCUCUUUAUGGUCAGCCCGACCUAGGGACUGAUUCUUUCAUUCCAUGAAGCUCUUCUUGAUUUCAUUAAUGCUUUGCACAGAAUAGUUCUGCCAUUCACCUUCUUUUGAAACUAAUUGAAGAUGCUGGGAUGGCGAAGGUGAAGCAUGGUGUGAAAUGUCCCGUGAUGGCCUCAAUUAUGUUUGCUGUCGUUGUAAUUUUGUUAGCAAUCUUAGGGAAAUUUCCGCCUAUUGGCAGCAUGAAGAAGAGAGCUGUAUAUUAAGUAGGAUCUGAGCGUGUGUUGUGAUUGUCGGUAGUAAUCUCACAUUUCAGGCAUA